AUGGUGGCUGAAGCUGGUGCUCGAGCAAUGAAUGCUUUAAUUCUUGCACGAAUACUUGGCCAUCAAAUUAAUCUGGAUAGCAUUCAGAUUGAGAGCUUGUAUCCCAGAGAAAUGGGACCUGAUGUAAUGACUGUUGAAGACUUCUUGAACCGAGGACUCUUACUGUUAGAUAAAGAUAUUGAAACUAGAGUUCAGAAGGCAGCCUCAAAUGGAAAUGUGUUGCGUUAUGUUUGUGUGAUCGAGGGUUCAAGGCAUUUUUUUCUCUCCUCCCUCCAUAUUGUGUGUGAAAUUGGUAUUCAGGAUCUUCCAAAAAAUUCUCCCUUAGGAAGACUAAGGGGAAGUGAUAAUGUGUUGGAAAUAUACACUCGAUGCUAUAGUGAACAACCACUGGUUAUUCAAGGUGCUGGAGCCGGGAAUGACACGACUGCUGCUGGUGUUCUUGAUGAUAUUGUGGAUGUUCAAGAUUUGUUUCCUUAA
This is a messenger RNA of Sphenostylis stenocarpa, 477 nucleotides long. NCBI's taxonomy places the organism in Eukaryota, Viridiplantae, Streptophyta, Magnoliopsida, Fabales, Fabaceae. The record is from the annotation of a GenBank genome assembly.